AUCCGCCAUCGCUGGCCCAACUUCCUCUUCAACCAUCUUCUCUCGCGCGUAUUCUGGCGCGUUGAGCUCGGCAGGAGCGCCGCUUCUCAGUCAUGGCCUCUAAUCGAGAGGAGCGGCAGCAAAUGCGGCAGCGCGGAGCAGCGUUACGCAAGACUAAGGCGAUCGACUUUGGGUUUUCCUUUGGCUUACCUUCUGCGUCCGACGAAUCUCAAUCCGCGUCGCGACCAGCCGAUGUUGGUAUUUCUCUCGGACCUCCUGCACCAUCCACGACGACCACAGCGACAACAGAACCCGAAACUACGCAACCUUCUAUCGCCUCACCAGAGAGAAAGCUGUCGUCCUCCCAGGACGGGCCCAUUCGUCGAACACCAGGAAGCGCGCGCAACAAACUCCCCCCACGCCCAUCACCUUUUGACAUACCUACGGAAGAGCCGCCGGAAGUCGGGCCUAGUCGCAAGAUAAGGAAACUCGAUCAUCCUAGGAGGACAUCGACAAUAUCACUUGGCGCGCGGGAUGAAGGGAGCUCACAACCACACCAAAAUGGCGUCGUGCCAAGUGCAACGGCUCAAUUGCCCGAGGAACCGACGGUCACGCCUGUGCUGAACGGCGGUGCUACAGGCAAGGAACAACCCCAAGUACCUUCAACUACACCUGUUGUACCAGAGAACCCUGUACCAGUACAGGCAAGCGAGCCAGCAGAGCCUCUAGUGCCUGAUGCAACGACGACACCGCCGGAGAUUCAACCAGAACCUCAAGCAAAAGCAACGCCUUCACCAGGACAGAGGGCAAGGGGCAAGCGCAAAAGACGAACAUCCCGGGACAGCGAGACUUCUUCAUGUGGCUCUCCUCAGGAUGCUGUUAGCCCGAAGGUACCGGAAGUGGAUGACGAGCAAUUAUCAGAGCCGAUGGACAUUUCACCGGAUGGGAAAUCGGAUGCAGCAGGGUCACCGACCUCUGCUGCGCGUGAUUCUACUGAGCGUCAAGAUGGCACUGUACUCCAGGACGUUACUGGGUCUACACCUUCUGAAAUCCAAGUCACUUCGGACGUGCAAAUAACCAGUGAAGAGCAGGCCACUGCUGCACAGGAAAUCAGCACCCAACCGCAGGUUGCUAGUGAGCCUGAAAUUACAGAACCUCAAAUGGCUUCUGAGCCCGAAGUUGCUAUUGAUCUCCAAGAGGCCGAACCGCAAGCUGUUACCGAAGAACCUGCUACUGAACCGCAAGAGGCCGCCGAAUCUCAAGAUGUUAUCGAACCCCAAGAGACCACCGAGCCCAAGCAAGCAGCUGCCCCCCACUCCAGGAGAGCACAGACGAAAUCUCCAACACCUCCAAGAGCCAAGCGAACGAGGGGCCAACGUGCGGCAUCCGCUCAACCACCCUCAACCGCCAAGCAGUCUAGGGUGGCUAGAGCCGGUUCAGUAGAAAGUGCUCCAGCUCAGGUCAGGGAAAGCAAGAGGCUCCGCAGAGGAAUCGGGAAGGGCCAGGAGCCUACGCCUGAUAUUCCUACGAUAGAAGAAGAGCCAGGUGUUGAACCUGGCGAGGCUGAUGUUCCCUCUGAGCCGAGAGAUGACAUCGCGAGUCGCAAGGGAACUCGCCAAUCACGGUUGCCGAGACCUACGCUGGCUAGGAAGAAUUCGACACGCGCUGGACGCCCUGGAAGAAAGCCGACACGAUCCCGGGAUACUCAAAAGGAAACAUCUCAGCCCGAGAAAGAGGUGCAGCAGCAGGAAGAGCAAGCUCAGCCUGAGCCUGAGCCUGAGCCAGAGUCGGUACUGAAACCAGAAUCAGUACCAGCACCAGUACCGGAGCCAGAAGCAGAAGCAGAAGCAGAAGAAGAAGCAGAAGCCGAACUGGAGCCCGAGCCUAUACCCGAGCCCGAAACAGAACCGCAACCAGAGCCUCCAGCAGAGCCUGGGCCAUCUAGACCUACCAAACGUGGCCGUGGCAGGCAACCGCUAGCAAAGAAGAAAGAUGAUACAACGCAGGCUCCGAUUGAAGAACCCACAGUGCAAGCCGAGCCCACUGAGGAGGUACAGCCCAAAAAAGGCAAGCCCAGACAACCCCGCGGGGAAACAGUCCCAGUAACUGUCCAUCGAUUUGCGAACGCUGCUGCACUCGGAGACGCCCCGGAAUUGGAGGGAUCAUCCGACGAAGAAGAGCCAGCCGACGAAGCCGCGACGAAACAAAAGGCCAAGCUUGUGAGCCGUGGCGGCGUCAAUGCCGCCGAUGUGCUUAGCCAGAUUUGCCGUGAGACUCUAGAGAAGACACUAACGACGCUCAAAAACGGGAUCGCAAACGAAGGCAACGCCGCCCGGCGUGCAGAAUGGACCCGCAAGAAGAAGGCCGUUGAGGCCUACGGCACAGAACUCGAGGGCCGUCUCUUUGAACUAAGUGAGAUGCUCGACAGUAAUUUUGCCCUUGGACGCCAGGUCAAGAAAUCGAAGCGGGAGAUGAUGGAUCUGCGCAGUCGACUCUACCAAGUCCGGAAAGAAAGAGAGGCUGUGGCAUUGCAAAUGGAUGCCGUCCGGAGGAAGCACACGGAGGAAGAGAACGCCAAAAUAGCCCGGUCAACCAUUAACAACUCCCUCCAUAGUCUCGACCUCGCGCUCGAGCGCAGCCGCAACCGCCCCAUUGACGAAUCCACUUCAAAAACCCCCGACUCCUCCACAGUCGGGCUAGAGUUCCUCCUCCGCAAUGUUGCAGAGAACGUGAGCUCCGUCGCCCCGGGAGCUCAAGGUGGUCUGCUCCAUCAGAUCCGAUCUUUCAACGCACAGCUAGAGGCCACAGCCCGACGACUUGAAAGUUGACCUGACCGACUACUUCAUCCUUUUUGCUAGUUACGUCAUUCUAAACUUGCUUUUCGAAUAAAUACCCAGCGGCAUUGUCGUUUAAGGAGUGAGGUUUUUGCUGGUAGUUGGAUAAUGGAUUGAUGGAUACUUUGUAUUGCCUACGAGACAAUUGGAUAUACUUGCUCAGAUUGCACCACCCACUAACUACUUUAGUAGCAUUUAGUCAGCAUCCCAUACAGCCACUCCAACAAGCAUACUGUGUAAGUAAAUCAAUCCUAAAGAACAGUCAUGACAUCAUUCCACACCACAAAAACAGCACCACCACCACCACCACCAACAACAACAAUAAC
Molecule: messenger RNA, 3139 nt
Organism: Aspergillus sclerotioniger CBS 115572
Lineage: Eukaryota; Fungi; Ascomycota; Eurotiomycetes; Eurotiales; Aspergillaceae
Exons: 5
Coding region: 93-2807 (904 amino acids)
Source: RefSeq, a predicted model, not a curated record